UGUAGCCCCAGCCCAGGACUGUCAGUACUUGGUCGGCCGGGCCCCUCGACCCAGUGCUCUGGUGCUAUGGCCGCCCCACCGCAGCUACAGGCUCUUCUCCAGGCUGUCAACAAGCUGCUUCGCCAGCGCCGCUACCACGCUGCGCUGGCCGUGAUAAAGGGCUUCCGGAACGGGGCUGUCUAUGGAGUCAAGAUCCGGGCACCUCAUGCACUGGUGAUGACCUUUCUCUUCAGGAGUGGCAGUCUCAGAGAGAAGCUGCAGGCCAUUCUGAAAGCCACGUACAUCCACUCUCGGAACCUAGCCUGCUUUGUGUUCGCCUAUAAGAGUCUCCAUGCCCUACAGUCCCAUGUGCACGGCGAGACCCACCAGAUGCACUCUUUCCUGGCUGCCUUCAUCGGGGGGCUCCUGCUGUUUGGAGAGAACAAUAACAUUAAUAGCCAGAUUAACAUGUACCUGACAUCACGCGUCCUGUAUGCCUUGUGCCGCCUGGGUGUGGAGAAGGGCUACAUCCCUGCGCCCAAGUGGGACCCGUUCCCCUUGCACACUGCAGUGAUUUGGGGGCUCGUGCUAUGGCUUUUUGAGUAUCACCGGCCCACUCUGCAGCCCUCCCUACAGUCCUCCAUGACCUACCUCUAUGAGGACAGCAACGUGUGGCACGACCUCUCAGACUUCCUCAUCUUCAACAAGAGCCGCCCCUCCAAGUAACACAGUCCAACCAAGGUGCUUCAGGAACUCCUCCGCCCAGACAGCCUCCAGGCGGCGGCCCGCGGCUGCUCAGGGUACGGGUCUGUUGACAUACCCUCGUGGAGGAGCCUGCCUUCUCAAAGUCAUGGCCCUCACACUCCAACUCCUAUUAACCCAGGCUCCCAUUUGCUGAAGUAAAAGUACUGAGUUUUCGGCCUACCAGUACUUUUGAAUACUGUAGCACGUGGCUGGAUCCCAGUAAGGAGUCUGCGGCUUGAUUCCAGAUGUUCUUCCGACUUAUGUAAGGCCACGGCAAACUCACCCCUCUCUUGGCUUCAGGUCAUUCAGGUCAGGGGAGGACCCUCCGAGGAAAAUGGCUUCCUGGUGGAUAUGAUGGCCCUCCCUCUAUCAGAGGGCUCCUUGGUAGUGGGCAAUAGGUUACAAACACUUUGAAAGGAAAAAAAAAAACUAAAUUCUUUGUCUAAAUUAUUCUGUUGAGACGUUCUGGAGCCCUGCUGUCCAAUUGGAGCAAAGCACUAUAUGAGCCACAUGCACAGCACGUGUCAAGCCCGUGUGAGACCCCACAGCCUAUCACCAGCACUGAGAAAACGUCGAGUGACCACAUUUUUUUGAGAUGCAUUAAGAAGGCUGUGGCUGGGCAGUGGUGGCGCAAGCCUUUAAUCCCAGCUCUUGGGAGGCAGAGGCAGGUGGAUUUCUGAGUUUGAGGCCAGCCUGGUCUACAGAGUGAGUUCCAGGACAGCAAGGGCGACACAGAGAAACCCUGUCUCAAAAAACCAAAAAAA
This is a messenger RNA of Mus pahari (shrew mouse), 1487 nucleotides long. RefSeq names its product peroxisomal membrane protein 4 (gene Pxmp4). The record is from RefSeq and is a predicted model, not a curated record. NCBI's taxonomy places the organism in Eukaryota, Metazoa, Chordata, Mammalia, Rodentia, Muridae. The coding region runs from base 67 to 705 and encodes 212 amino acids. The transcript is spliced from 4 exons. Gene Ontology annotation, cellular component: peroxisomal membrane.